UUGUGUUAAAAUGUUAGAUAACAGAACCCUCCAUUCCUCGCAUCGGCAAAUCGAAAACCAAAAUCCUUGAUUAUAACUGACGCCGAUCCGCUCACCGAAAAAUGAACGACGCAGAUGUAUCAAAGCAGAUCCAGCAGAUGGUGCGGUUCAUCCGCCAGGAAGCCGAAGAGAAGGCCAAUGAGAUCUCCGUCUCCGCUGAAGAAGAAUUCAAUAUAGAGAAGUUGCAGCUAGUGGAAGCGGAGAAGAAAAAGAUCAGACAAGAGUACGAGCGCAAAGAUAAACAAGUUCAAGUUCGUAAAAAAAUUGAAUACUCCAUGCAGCUCAAUGCUUCUCGGAUCAAGGUUCUUCAAGCUCAGGAUGACUUGGUUAACUCGAUGAAGGAGGCUGGGUCAAAAGAGCUUUUGAACGUGAGCCAGAAUGGCAAUAGCUAUAAAAAACUUCUGAAAGAUCUCAUUGUUCAGAGUUUGCUCAGACUGAAAGAGCCAUCCGUCUUAUUGCGCUGUCGUAAAGAAGAUGUAGGUUUUGUGGAGUCUGUCUUGGACUCUGCAAAGAAGGAGUACGCAAAGAAGGCAACAGUUCAUCCUCCUGAGAUCAUAGUUGAUAGUGUCUACCUUCCACCUGCUCCAUCCCAUGCUAAUGAACAUGAUCUUUUCUGUUCCGGAGGUGUAGUGUUGGCUUCUCGAGAUGGGAAAAUUGUUUUUGAAAACACUCUUGAUGCUAGGUUGGAUGUUGUGUUCCGUAAGAAACUUCCAGAGAUCCGCAAGCUGCUUUUUGGUCAGGUUGCUGCCUAAUCGGUCGAAAGCAUUUUGGAUACAAGCUUUAAUGGUUCUAAAAUGAGUCAGUCCGUAGUAAUUAUCUUCUAAUCUCGCUUGUCCUGUAAUUUUACUUCUUUGUUGCUUGCAUAAGCUUGCUCUUAAACCGAUUUGUGUGUUUUACUGGGCAGAUUGAGAGCCUGUUCAGUUGAAGCAUAAUUUAUUCGUAUUAGCUUCAUUCUGCUUUUAACUUUUUAUUAUAAAUUUGUAAAAUAAGUCUAAGACAAUGUGUUUGUUGCAUUGAGGUAAUAAAUGAGAUCGAAUUAAAAUGGUUGUAAA
This is a messenger RNA of Olea europaea var. sylvestris, 1091 nucleotides long. RefSeq names its product V-type proton ATPase subunit E-like. Gene Ontology annotation, cellular component: proton-transporting two-sector ATPase complex, catalytic domain. The coding region runs from base 102 to 791 and encodes 229 amino acids. The record is from RefSeq and is a predicted model, not a curated record. Gene Ontology annotation, molecular function: proton-transporting ATPase activity, rotational mechanism. Gene Ontology annotation, biological process: proton transmembrane transport. NCBI's taxonomy places the organism in Eukaryota, Viridiplantae, Streptophyta, Magnoliopsida, Lamiales, Oleaceae. The transcript has 6 exons.